This is a messenger RNA of Rotaria sp. Silwood2, 339 nucleotides long. The record is from the annotation of a GenBank genome assembly. NCBI's taxonomy places the organism in Eukaryota, Metazoa, Rotifera, Eurotatoria, Philodinida, Philodinidae.
AUGACUAGCAAGAAUUUCUUCAUCUUUUUUAUCUUUCUUAUAACUUGGGCAUGUUUCAUUGAAACGGCUUUGGCUGCUGCUGGCUGGUGUUACCAAUGUGAUUCUCGAAACCCUAAUUGCCAACUUAGUGUCGAUGCAGUUGCAUUGGCAGGUUAUAAAACGCCCUGCAAUGGACAAUGUUACAUACGUGUUAAAAACGGUUUAUUGUCUCGUGGUUGUUCUUGGGAAUAUGGAUUUAUGACAUCACAAAUAUCGUUCACUCCAAUUUUUCAACAAGACGCAAUGUGGAUUUUUUGUGAUACUUCUUUAUGUAAUGGAAAUGCAAAUGCAUCGCCAUAA